Molecule: messenger RNA, 4612 nt
Organism: Solanum pennellii
Lineage: Eukaryota; Viridiplantae; Streptophyta; Magnoliopsida; Solanales; Solanaceae
Exons: 8
Coding region: 1610-4012 (800 amino acids)
Source: RefSeq, a predicted model, not a curated record
AUACUAUUAUUCUAUAUUUGGUUUGGUUUGGUUUGAUUUUAAAUUUUGAAAACUGAUACUAUUUGAUUGGUUUUACUAAAAAGAUUGCGAAUAUAACCAAAUUGACCUGAUUCUUUCUUACUAUCAAUCAGACAGACACCAAUCUUAACGAUUCCAACAAAUUUAAGAUUCAAAUUGCUUCUCCCUAUACAUUGAAGAGUUUUAAAAUUCAAAUUGUUUCUCCCUGUUUGUCAAAAUUUUUAGAAGUUACAUAAUGAAUAUUUCUCCACACCGUGCUCUUUUGAGAAUCUGAGAUUGAGUACAUUAAAUUAUUUUAAGUGAAAAGGGUCUAAAAAAUAUUUCAAUUUUGACCGAAAUUGUUGUUACGAUAUCAAACUUUAUGGAGGACCUUUUACCCCUACACUAAUUUAAUAGUGUAUUUUAAAGGUAUAUACAUGUGCCCACGUGAAAACGUUACUAUUUAAAAUUAUGAAAUAUUUAUGAUGUCCUAGCCUCCCCCCCCUUCUUUUACUUUUUUCUUUGAAAGUCUUUUCUCUUUAUUAAUAAAACUAGCCCAAGGCACACCUUGCAUAACGGAAUUGCUUAAAUUUUUUUGGAUAUCCUUUCUUAUAUAUAGUAGUACUAAUAAAAAAAAAUUAUUUUGCAAAGUUUUAACUAUAAAAAACAAAAUUGGUAAGUUGCAAUUCUCAACUAGACGGAUAAUAAAUCACUCUAAAUUUUUUGAAAAUUGGACUUUUUUUUGUAACGAGCAUCAAAUAAUGUAAUUUAACAACUACUGAAGUAGGUGAAGCUGUGCACUAUCAUGAUUCAAAUCCAGACAAGAUUUUAAUAGCUAUACUUAUAAAUGUUAAAAUGGUCAAAAUUUAUUCUUUACUUCGAGAAAAAAUCAAUUUUAUUCUUCCUUAUUAUACUAUUAAAAUUUAAAAUUACACUACCAUUACUUGAAUAAUUCAAAGUUAAAUUUAAAAGGUGAAUACUUGAUCCAAUAUAAUAGCAAACAUUUUGAAGAAACAAAUAUUACAUGUCAAGUCAUCUCAAUGUCCCAACCCAUUUUAGCCUCCCCUCCACUUGUUCUUCCGCCAUUAAUGUUUCUAUUCUUAUAACAAUCACUAAUAUUGUGUGGUUAAAAAGGGUGAAGUGUUGUGCUUAAAUGAGAAGAAAAUUAUUUAUCUAGAUGAAAAUAAUUAGUGAUGGAAGAACAAGUAAAAGGAAGAGGUAAAAUGCGUUAGGCUAUCGACUCACGCUGAAAGCCUCGGGAGUCGUGUCAACUAUGUCACUAGCCUAAAACGACUCUUCUAGAGCUGAUGGUAGCAUAAGAACUGGAUUGUGAGGUCAUCCUCCUUUAACUUCUAGUAAAAAAUGACAGUUCAAGGUUCAAAAGCUCCAAAAUACUAAAACUCGUAUAAUUUUUUUAAAAUGGUGUUGAUAUAUCUAGAGUCGAUAUUAUAUUUCGAAAUGAUUUCCGUUACACAAUCAAUAUCUGUAAAGCUUUCAUAGAAAAAUUUAUUUACUUCUGUACUUCCAUCCAAUUGAUGUAGCCUAUUUUUUAGGUUCGGGUGGUUCUACCUAUCUGGAGCAUGGGAGUCCUGAUGUUGAGAAUGAUAGUCGAAUGAUGAAUUCAUCUACAACACACCCUUAUGGUCGUACUCUUGUUCCUUCCUGGAAAUAUUGCAUGCUGGGCUAUUAUGUUGAUGCACCAGUGGAUUGGUAUUAUGAAGAAUGUGAUAUUGGAAAAGGGAGAAUGUCUUCAUCAAGCGGGCUAGAAAAUCUGCCUUAUGAGGGAUCCAAGUUACAUGCCUCUCAAAAGAUUUGUCAGAGUACUGUGCAACCGAAGAAACAUAGUGAAUUUCCUGGUGGACAACGUAUCAACUGGGAAAAAGAGGUACGGACCGGAACAAUGAGAUAUCUACAUGUUGAAGAAGCACUUGAUCUGUCGUCAAACAUCAAGAAAUAUGAAUCUCCGCUGAUAGACACGGUCUCCUCAAGGGUUGUGUUAACCAAAUUCAUGGCAACCAUGACUCAAGGGAUUUUUAGCAAAAUUCAUUUACUUCUGUACUUCCAUCCCAUUGAUGUAGCCUAUUUUUUAUGUCUGAAUGGUUCUACUAGUCUGGAGCAAAGGAGUCCUGAUAUUGUGAAUAAGAGUCGAAUGAUGAAUUCAUCUAUGACACACCCUUGUGAUCCUGCUCUAGUUCCUUCCCAGAAAUAUUGCAUGCUGGGCAAUUAUGUUGAUGCACCAGUGGAUUGGUGUUGUGAAGAAUGUGAUAUUGGAAAAGGGAGAAUAUCUUCAUCAAGCGGUCUAGAAAAUCUGCAUUAUGAGGGAUCCAAUUUACAUGCCUCUCAAAAGCUUUGUCAGAGUACUGUGCAACCAAAGAAACAUAGUAAGUUUCCUCGUGGACAUUGUAUCAACUGGGAAAAGGAGGUACGGACCGGAAAAAUAAGAUAUCUACUUGUUGAAGAAGCACCUAGUCCGUCAUCAAGCAUCAUGAAAUAUGGAUCUCCGCUGAUAGAUACGACCUCUUCAAGGGUUGUGAUAACCAAAUCAAUAGCAACCAUGACUCGAGGUAUUUUUCGCAAAAUUUAUUUACUCAUGUGCUUCCAUCCAAUUGAUGUAGCCUAUUUAUUAGGAUUGAAUAGUUCUGCUAGUCUGGAGCAAAGGAGUCCUGACGUUGUGAAUAAGAGUCGAAUGAUGAAUUCAUCUAUGACACACCCUUGUGAUCCUGCUCUAGUUCCUUCGCAGAAAUAUUGCAUGUUGGGCUAUUAUCUUGAUGCACCAGCAGAUUGGUGUUAUGAAGAAUGUGAUAUUGGAAAAGGGAGAAUGUCUUCAUCAAGUGGACUAGAAAAUCUGCAUUAUGAGGGCUCCAAGUUACAUGCGUCUCAAAAGAUUUGUCAGAGUACUGUGCAACCAAAGAAACAUAGUAAGUUUCCUGGUGGACAUCGUAUCAACUGGAAAAAAGAGGUACGGACCGGAAAAAUGAGAUAUCUACCUGUUGAAGAAGCACCUGGUCUGUCAUCAAUCAUGAAGACAUAUGGAUCUCCGCUGAUAGAUACAGUCUCCUCAAGGGUUGUGUUAACCAAAUCCAUUGAAACCGUGACUCGAGGAAUUUUUAGCAAAAUUUAUUUACUUCCGAGCUUCAAUCCAAUUGAUGUAGCCUAUUUUUUAGGUUUGAAUGGUUCUACUAUUCUGGAACAAAGGAGUCAUGAUAUUGUGAAUAAGUGUCGAAUGAUGAACAUGACACACCCUUGUGAUUCUGCUCUAGUUUCUUCCCAGAAAUAUAGCAUGUGGCGCUAUUAUGUUGAUGCACCAGUAGAUUGGUGUUGUGAAGAAUGUGAUAUUGAAAAUGGGGAAAUGUCGUCAUCGAGGGGACUAAAAAAUCUGCCCUAUGAGGGAUCAAAGUUACAUGCCUCUGAAAAGAUUUGUCAGAGUACUGUGCAACCAAAGAAACAUAGUAAGUUUCCUGGUGAACAUCAUAUCAACUGGGAAAAAGAGGUACGGACAGGAAAAAUGAGAUAUCUACAUGUUGAAGAAGCACUUGAUCUGUCGUCAAACAUCAAGAAAUAUGAAUCUCCGCUGAUAAAUACGGUCUCCUCAAGGGCUGUGUUAACCGAAUUCAUGGCAACCAUGACUCAAGGGAUUUUUAGCAAAAUUUAUUUACUUCUGUACUUCCAUCCCAUUGAUGUAGCCUAUUUUUUAAGUCUGAAUGGUUCUACUAGUCUGGACCAAAGGAGUCCCGAUAUUGUGAAUAAGAGUCGAAUGAUGAAUUCAUCUAUGACACACCCUUGUGGUCCUGCUCUAGUUCCUUCCCAGAAGGGAAGUUUUGACAUCUUAGGUGAUUUAGAAAUUGUCGUCGGGAUGCUCAAUAAUUGUAUCCAGGCUCAUACUCCUAGAGUUAGACGUAAGGUGUAUGAGUUCUCAGGUCUUUUGCCUGAUACUCUUAAAUUUGAACUUGUUCUCCGUGGGGAUAUUUGGGAAAGUAUAUUCAACAACCAUAUUCCGAGUAAAGAAGAUAUAUGAUUGUAUCUUUAUUGGAGUUUAUGCGCAGCAAAAAUCUGGUGAUGAGAACGCUUAUAAAUGAUUUUAUGCUCCUUAUACUUGCAUCCACAACCCUGUGCAGUGAUUCUCAAAAAAAAACUGUGAUUUUUGCGGUGAUACAGGUUUUGGAAAAGCAAUUCUACCUGUUAUCAGUGUAAUAAUGUUGACGUGCAUCAAUAUUGCAUGCAGUGGGGUAUUAUGUUGAUGGACCAAUGGAUUGGUGUUGUGAAGAAUGUGAUAUUGACAAAGGGAUAAUGUCUUCAUCGAGUGGACUAGAAAAUGUGCAUUGUGAGGAUCCAAUUUACAUCCCUGCGUAAGUUUCCUGAUGGACAUCGUAUUAAUUGGGAAAAGGCGGUACAUACUUGGGAAAAUGAGAUAUCUACCUAUUGAAAAAGGACCUGGUCAAGAGAGAAGUGCUAGUGCUUGUGUCAACUGUGUGCUUUCAAACUAUGGAUUGGUUGUUUGUGUCAAAGCCUUUAGUCUCACUUUAGAGCAUUCAGUUAGAGGAAUGUCACCUGAUUUAUGUCAUGCAUUUGUGUCUUUUUAUAAUAGUGAAUUUAAUUUCAAAAUUUCUAAUUAUAA